Messenger RNA from Adineta ricciae, 684 nucleotides. The record is from the annotation of a GenBank genome assembly. NCBI's taxonomy places the organism in Eukaryota, Metazoa, Rotifera, Eurotatoria, Adinetida, Adinetidae.
AUGAUAACAUCAUCGGUAAAAGAUUCGUUGGAGGAUAGAUAUGACGAGGGAAAUUUUGUCGAAGUCUUAGAAGAACCAUAUCACAAACCAUUCAUUCGAAAUUCACGUGUUAAUGUUUUUAUCGCCAAAUUACCGCGUAAUUCUGUCACAAUGUAUCAUCGACAUAGACAAAACACGAUCUAUACGGUCAUUGUUGGUUCAUGUUGCAAAAGUCAAGUAUAUGGAUCGAAUAGCUGUGCACAAGAAUAUGUAAGUGGUGAUUGUUUCUCUGGAGAAUAUCGAAACAAUCCGCUUAUACAUCGUGUGGAAUGUCUGAAUGAAAGUCUUACUGAUGCUUGGUUUGUUGGCAUUGAAGUCUUACAAGAGAAAUCUUUUUUUCCUUUGGAUAAUAAUCUCGAAUAUGAUAAAUACACUCCUAUUGCAAAAGUAAAUCUUGUUGGAUGUCGAGCGUAUCGAUUGAAAUUAAAUGCGAAUGAAACGAGUGGAGAUCAUUUAUUCGAGUUUUCUGGAAUUUUCAUUUCAUUAACAAAUGGUCAAUUGAAAAUCAAUUCUAAACAUGAUUUUCCCUUAUCGUCUGGCCAUAUCGACAUGGGACACGUCUUUUGGUUUGAUGGACCAGUUCAAUUUCAAUUACAAAAUGUUUCAUCUGAAUUAUAUGAAGCAAUUCUUAUACUCUUCUCCUAA